AUGGCCCAGCCAUCGCCGUCCACCGCUCAGCAACCAACUCCUACCUCACCACCCUCCCAACAGUAUCCCACCUAUCCUCUUCCUAUCCCAUUCGAGAAGCAAGCCAAAGCGUUGCAGCUUUACAAGCAAUAUAAGUUGGAAAAGACUUUAAGCCAACAACCACAAUCUGCGACCAGCAACCACCACGGUUUUCAUCUCAACAUCCCAGCGCCUGCACCUCCACGUUCAACGACAUCUGUCGGCUCAUCGAGACACCACCGAGCUCUUUCGAUAUCGACCAGUGCCUACGAUGCAGUCACAGACCUGUCCUCGGUAGUCUCGUUCGACGAUAAUGAAAGCCCUACUUCGCGUGGCAGACCCGACGAAUUGAUGUCCUUCGACGGCAAGAAGAUUAAACAACGGAGGAGGAGCAAACUCAAUCCCACAAAGCGAGCAAAAGCUGCGUUAGUACGGUGGCUUGGUUCAUGUUGGGUCUGUCGCAGUCGCAGAGUUCCGUGUCCAUUAGAGCAUCACGACAUCAAGAGCCUCGAAGAAUUAUGGCAAGCCUCCGAAGGGCAGCGAGCGCCGCGUAAGACUAGCUCCUCUGGCUCGGAUACAUCCCAAGGGACUACAACUUUUACCGCGCCAAAGCAAGAGAACGCAUCCAAUGCUUCGCAAUCCGACGCCCUUGUCGGUAUUGGUGCAGAUCUGCUAGAGGACCUUGGUAAAUUUGAUACCACAUUGGAUAUCCAGUCGCCUGCCGAUGAGGAGCAACGCGCAAGAAUACCUGCGCCAGCUACGAUUAAUUUUGUGGCACCGAACUUGCAUGUCCUUGACCCUAGUCCCUACUCAUCUUAUCAGAAUGGACAAAUGGUUGCAAUUGGGGUAUAUCGCAACGGGUUGUUCUACUGUCAGCAUCUUGGUGGACUUUGCCAAGAGUAUUUCGACGACGCCGAGAUGCUUCAAAUCCAUUUUGAAUUUUUUCAUUUCGCAUUCACUCGAAUUGAUCCAGCAGUUCGGUAUAUCUGCUCAACAAGUAAUUGUCUGGUUAUGAAUGAGAAUCCCACUGGACCAUGUUACAAUUGUGGGACGCACAAUAGCAUUGAACCUUGGAUUUAUGGGCAUUAUAUCAAAGUCCCAUCAUUUCAACGCCAUGCUCCUGACGGCCAGCCAGUCCAAGGUUAUGAUGCUUUCCAACCUCCUUGGUCGUAUUCAUUUUCUAGCCCCAACUCACAAUGGGAUUCUGAUGUGAAUGGAAACUACACUGAUUUCAACGCACCGGGAAACUUCACAUUCAAUAACAAUAACGCAUAUGGCGGAAGCCCAUACGAUUACAAUGCAUCGCAGGAUUCCGACAAUGGCGGUGGUCAAUCGCCGGCAAAUAUGUUCGGAGGUACACGGUAUCUGUCUCUAGAUACCCACACUACUCCUCUCGUCUUGUCUGCCAAAGUGGAACAAAAGUGUCAACGUCAACUGUAUCUCGCCCUCGGCCUGUGCCUCGUAGUCUUUGCGACAAUUGGGCUGACACAUGAUUGGAUCCUUCCAAAGGCACGAACAGUCUUUCUUCCCGCUACCAUUGCUAUGAACUCCCAUCUUCCUCUGGUUGGGUUUUUUGGUAUCGUAGCUUCUUUCGCGACAAGUUUUUCGGCCAAGCAUCUUGCUGGUCAGCGUUCUCAAUCUAGAACUCAAUUUCCGUUCGAGGCCAUUGCCCAUUCCAAAGUACCUACCUACUUUAGACAAUCAAACCCCCUCACUUAUGUCCAUGUCGGUGAUUGGUCAUGA
This is a messenger RNA of Mollisia scopiformis, 1761 nucleotides long. RefSeq lists its product as uncharacterized. The transcript has 3 exons. The record is from RefSeq and is a predicted model, not a curated record. The coding region runs from base 1 to 1761 and encodes 586 amino acids. Lineage: Eukaryota; Fungi; Ascomycota; Leotiomycetes; Helotiales; Mollisiaceae.